This is a messenger RNA of Apis florea (little honeybee), 1802 nucleotides long. Its product is annotated as spermine oxidase. Gene Ontology annotation, molecular function: polyamine oxidase activity. The record is from RefSeq and is a predicted model, not a curated record. NCBI's taxonomy places the organism in Eukaryota, Metazoa, Arthropoda, Insecta, Hymenoptera, Apidae.
UUACUACUACUAUUUCCUCGCAAAAGCAAAUUGUUGUAUAAAUAAGAGCACAAAGCAAGUAUCAUUGCGUAAAACUAGAUGUCCAAUCUGUCAAUUGAUAAAAGUUUGCGCGUACAGAGUUCAUUUUAGUAUUCAAGAUGCUCUAUUGCAUGAUCUUCCUAUUUUGCCUGAUCUCAGGCACAUUUUCCGACGAUACCAAAUCGCCACGAAUAGUGAUCGUUGGUGCCGGUGCAUCUGGUAUCGCAGCUGCGGCGAAAUUAAUUGAAAAUGGCCUGGAAAAUCUUAUAAUUUUAGAAGCCGAAAAUCGAAUCGGUGGACGUGUGAAUACAGUCAAAUUUGAUGAUUAUCUGGUCGAUUUAGGCGCGCAAUGGAUUCACGGAGAAAAGGGAAAUGUUGCGUAUGAAUUGGUAGCUCCUUUGAAUAUUACAGAUAACUCUAAGCCACACGAUGAUGAAGUAUACACAUCUACAGGCGAGUUGAUUGAUACCAGAAUCACAAAAAAUCUUACAGAUAGUUACUUCAAUUACUUAGAGUCGAUUGAAUACAUAACGAAUAACGAAUGUUACGAUUCCAUCGGCGAAUGUUUCGAAAAUAAGUUGAAAGACGAUUUUACGCAAUUUCCGGAAUUAAAUGAAACUCUACAGGAACAAUUAUUAUGGCUUUUCAAUAUGAUGCAAAUUGGUUACGAUCCUGCUGAUAAUUGGUAUGAUAUCGCAGCAAAAGGAUAUUUAGAAUAUAAAAUAUGCAAGGGAGAUCUAGCGAUUAAUUGGAAAGAACGAGGAUAUGGCACUAUUCUAGAUAUAUUAAUGAAAAAAUUUCCAAAUCCAGAAGAAGAAUUACCCGUAUUGAAUAAAACGAUUCUCAAUGUUGAAGUAACACAAGUUGAUUAUUCAAGUGAAGAUAAUACUGUAAAAGUAACGACCCUCGAUGGAAAAGAAUAUAUAGCUGAUCAUGUUAUUAUGACGCCUUCUUUAGGAGUGCUUAAAGAACAGCACGAAACAUUAUUUAAUCCUCCAUUAUCGGAAUCAAAAAUUAGAAAUAUUAAAGCAAUAGGAUAUGGAAAUGCUUGUAAGAUAUUUUUAGCAUUUAACGAUACAUGGUUUAAUGUCAAAGAUACAAAUAAAAUAGGAUAUAGGAUUUUAUGGAGUAAAGAAGAGAGAAAGAAGCUUGAUAGUAAUCCAAAAACGAGAUGGAUGCCUUAUGCGGUAGGUUUCUUUUUUGUCGAACACAAGCCUCGUUUAUUAUAUGUAUGGGUAUCUGGAAAAGGUGCACGUUUAAUGGAUGAUGUCACUGAUGACGAAGUUUUUGAUCAAACAGUAGAGAUGUUAUACAAUCUGUUGUCAAAAAAUUAUAAUGUCAGUAGGCCAACUGCAAUGAUAAGGAGUAAAUGGCAUGAAAAUAAACAUUUCCGCGGUACAUAUAGUUAUCAAAGUAUGGAAACAGUAAAAACAAAUUCUAGCGCAUUGCAAUUAUCCCAACCAAUUAUAAAAAAGGGGAAGCCAAUAAUUUUAUUCGGUGGUGAAGCUACUAAUGAACACUACUUUUCUACAGUACAUGGAGCUAUUGGCUCUGGAUGGAGAGAAGCUGAAAGAUUGAUAAAUCUUUAUGAUAAAAAUAAUCGUACAAUUAAUAAUAUAUGAUAAAAUAAUAAAUUUUAUUUAAAUUUGUAAUUAGAGACCAUUUAUUACAUUUAUUAUAUAUUAUUAAUAUCUAGCUAUAAAUUGAACAUGACCUGAUUGAAAUUAUAUAUAUAUAUGAAACUAUACAAUAUAAAAUAUGAUUAUUUUAUUUAUUUUGCCUUU